AUGACUCGACUUGUGCGGCGGCAUAAGGUGUGCCGCAUCGUGCGGCCUACACAGAGUGUGAGCACACAGAAAGACUCAGACGAUGUCGUGCACAAAAGGACGUUAUCAGAUGAGAGAGAUGACUCCAAUUCACGUGACGGCAAUAUUGCAUUCAAAGAGGAAAACGUGGAUAUACCAGAUAGCUCGAAGUUCUUGGAUCAGUAUUCGAUGCAGAUGCAGGAUCAGCCCAAAAAUUAUGAGUCUGGACAGGAAUUCCAACUUGGAACUUCCAAGGAAGACUUCUGCAUGGAUACAUCAUCAGCUAACAGAGUUGUUGAGGAGGGUGAGGGACGGUCGGAUGGAGAGAUGCGGCCAUCCAGUGCACCGGAGGACAUCGAACUCGGAGAUCUUCAUCAGGAGGCGGCAACGCCGAAGUCUUCUUCAAUGAAGGGGGAGGGGAGAGAAUCGGUUGAGGAGGAGACAACGGCACCCCAAGAGAGAGAACAGGAACAACAAACGAUAUUUGAAAGAGUAUAUAAUUUGCUCAACUUUGCAAUGGGUAGAGGUAGCCCUACCACUCCAGAGGGAAGUUCCCGAGAAGAGGAGGUUAGCACUGCUUCUGAUGAUUCUGAAGAUGAUUAUGAUGAUGAGGAGGAAGAGAAUGGAAAUGAACAGGCCGAUCCAAACCGAGUUGUGAAGGGUGGAGGUUGGGGACAGGGCUCGAGUGCAGUCGUGAGCAAGCAGCAAGGAGUGGUCGGAGCUGUUUUCGCCCUGGUUAAAUCGUUUAUUGGAAUUGGUAACAACGUUGCCGUAGCACAGGAGAGCUCAGCGGCGGGAAAAGCUGCGGCGAGUCAGAGAUUGUCGUUUGGAAUGCUCGGAAAAUAUGUUAUCGGAAAAUGGGGGAAAGUUGUUGUUGAUUAUUCCCUCCUGGCAUCACAGAUGGGAUUUUGCGUUGCGUAUAUAAUAUUCAUAGCCGCUAACCUUUCGGACGUUAUCAAGCACGAGACGGGAAGCGAUUAUGUGUCACAACGAGUGUUGGCCAUUUGUUGCGUGUUGCUGCUGAUACCAAUAGCGUGGUUGAAGAACCUGAAAGCAUUGAAGAUUCCGACGUUGAUGGCGAAUUUAGCGCUCAUUGCUGGGAUCUUGUGGGUCUUCUAUUGCGCGGUUGUGCAUUUGCCUUAUACCGAAUUCUCGGAGCUUCACGUCGUCAAUUUGUAUGAGUACCCUGUUUUCUUCGGUCUGGCGGUGUUCUCUUUUGAAGGCAUAGGAUUGGUACUCCCCAUACAGCAGAGCAUGAAGGAGCCUGAGAAACUACCACACCUUCUCAAGAUCAUCAUGAUUUGUAUCACUAGUGGGUUCAUAGUAUUUGGCGUUACUUGUUACAUAUCGUAUGGCCCUGAUACCAAGUCGAUGAUCACUUUCAACCUUCCUGUACAUAAACUCACUUCUUUCCUGCGCCUAUUCUACUGUGUGGGUAUAUUUUUCACGUAUCCUAUCAUGAUGUUCCCGGUGUUCCAAUUGAUAGAGCACAAGUGGCAGGGGUUCUUCGCCUCCCAGGAGGAUGCUGGUCGUCGCCAUCAGAUGGUCUUCCGAGCAUGCUUGGUCCUCACUUCGGGGGUUAUUGCUCUAAUGGGAAUGAACGUGCCCAACUUUGGCCUCUAUCUCUCUCUGAUUGGGAGUGUCUGUUGUAAGUGGUGAUGGAGGUCCCGAGUUCGAUUCCUGGUGGGAGUAUAUGGAAAAUAGCUGCUUAUCUGGUGCGCGAUAUCAAUCGGUUGAUGAAUAACUUCUGGGCGCGCGAGAUUUCAUUGCGUAGGUACACUGCUGGCGUUCAUUCUACCGGCGUUAUUCCAUCUUAAUCGACCAGGGAAGAGAAUGGAAAAUGAUGAAGGGCGAAUUCGGGCAGAUCGGAUCGAUAAAAUUAUCAUCGCUUUCGGAGUUCUCGCCGGGCUGGUCAGCUUCUCAUUCACACUGAGAAGUUUCUUUACAGAAGAGCAAGAGGCCACAGCCAAGGUUGCGGCGUGAAAGAUACCAAAAUACGCACAGGGAAUUU
This is a messenger RNA of Perkinsus marinus ATCC 50983, 2029 nucleotides long. RefSeq names its product amino acid transporter, putative. NCBI's taxonomy places the organism in Eukaryota, Perkinsozoa, Perkinsida, Perkinsidae. Gene Ontology annotation, cellular component: vacuolar membrane. Bases 1 to 1677 code for a protein of 558 amino acids. Gene Ontology annotation, molecular function: amino acid transmembrane transporter activity. Gene Ontology annotation, biological process: amino acid transmembrane transport. The transcript has 15 exons. The record is from RefSeq and is a predicted model, not a curated record.